CUCUUUCUCCGUCGCCCGCCACGGUCCUUCUCGCUCCUGCCUCUCCUGCCACCCCCACCUUUCCAUAGUAACCGUCCGUACCGUUCCCCCCGUCGUCGUCGUCGUCGUCGCCCGUCAGUACGAUAUACGCUCUCGUGACGCGUGUGUGUAUCUCGCACGCAACGGUCCGACGUCAUCGUCGUCGUCGCGCGCAACACAAUAAUAAUAAUAAUUCUAACAAUAAUAAUCCACUCGUCGUGACGCCGACCCGGUUGUUUCUGAUUUUUUUUUCCCCUCCCAUUCGCAGCCCCGUCUUCUCGUCGUCGGGGAACCGCCGUCGCGCGUUCUCCGUCUCGUUGACUCUCGGUGCCCCGCGAUGCUGUUCUGACACGCCGAUCCCGUCCGGAGGAAAACGACACACGAGCAGCCGACAGCGUGAGCGACGCAGCAGCAGCAGCACCACCACCGCCGCCACUGCUGUCACCGCCACCGCCGCUGCAGCCAUCGCCAGCAUCACCAGCAGCAGUAGCGACACACCUCUUACGCUAGCGACGUCAUGUCGGCCGGUCCGUACGGCACCAUCAUGGACGAGUUGGGCGGCUUCACGGAGGUGCCCAUCUCGUACCGGCACAUCUCACGGUUUCAGCCGUACCGAGUGCAACCGUACCAGGCGCACAUACCACCGCCUGCCGCGCGCAAGGUCAAAUCGUCGACGGCCGUGGAACGGCGCGCCGUGGCCGGUGGGUGCCAGUACGAUGAGAACCGGCCCACGCACGUGCACCGGCUGUACCCCGAGAUACUGGCGCUGAUCUUCAGCUACCUAGACGUGCCGGAUAAGGGCCGCGCGGCCCAGGUGUGCACCGCGUGGCGCGAGGCCGCCUGGUACAAGUCCGUGUGGCGCGGCGUCGAGGCCAAGAUCGACAUGUGCCGUUCGUCGCACCCCAUGUACGAGAGCCUCAAGCAGCGCGGCAUCAAGCGCAUACAGGUGCUGUCUGUGUCCCGAUACAAGUGCUUGCGUGAGAUCGUGCAGAACGUGCCCAACCUGGUGUCGCUCAACAUGAGCGGCUGUUACCACAUCAAGGACGAAGACCUGCACCAGAUGUUCCUCGAGCACCAUCCCAACAUUACCGAGCUUAACCUGUCGCUGUGCAAGCAGCUCACCGACGGCGGCCUCAUCCGCAUCGCUGAUACGCUACGAGGGCUCACUCGGCUCGAGAUCCAGGGCUGCUCGUGCAUCACCAACAAGGGGUUCUCACACAUCGCCCGCAAGCUCAAGAACCUCAAGUACCUCAACCUGCGCUCGUGCUGGCACCUAUCCGACGUUGGGCUAUCGCACAUCAGCGGCGCCAGCAAGGACUCGACCGACGGCAACGCGCAGCUCGAGUUCCUGGGACUACAAGACUGCCAGCACAUCACCGACGAGGGCCUCAAGUACGUGUCCGAGGGCCUGCGCUCGUUGCGCAGCCUUAACCUGAGCUUCUGCGUCAACAUCACCGACACCGGUCUCAACUACGUGUCGCGCAUGAACACCCUGGACGAACUGAACUUGAGUGCGUGCGACAACAUCUCCGACAUCGGCAUCGGCUACCUAUCUGAGGGCUGCACCAAGCUGGGCAGCCUUAACGUGUCGUUCUGCGACAAGAUCGGAGACCAGGCGUUGUUGCACGUGUCCCACGGCCUGUACGGUUUGCACACCCUGUCGUUGGGCUCGUGCCAGAUAUCCGACGACGGCAUGCUGUACAUAUCGAAAUCGCUUAAGAACCUCGAGGUGCUCAACAUCGGUCAAUGCAACUCCGUUACCGGCAAGGGUCUGGAACAUUUGUCCGACUCGUGCAAGCUACUGCGCUCCAUAGACCUUUACGGGUGUACCAAGAUCACCAAAGAAGCCAAAGAGAAGAUACUGAAAAUGCCAAACAUUAGGAGGGACACUGUCAAUGAAGACUUGUGGCAGCUUAGGUGACCGAAGGGAUAUUUUGUUUAUUAUUAACAUUUCGAUAUGUGAUAUAUAUUUAUAAUUUAGGUAAGUUAGUAACAUAUUAUGUUUGUUGAGAAUAUCCGGGUUCUGCCAUCAUUUCUAAUUGAUAACAUCUAAUUCAUUAUUAUUAUGAUCAAUAUUAUUAUUAUUAUUAUUAU
Messenger RNA from Sipha flava (yellow sugarcane aphid), 2112 nucleotides. RefSeq names its product F-box/LRR-repeat protein 14 (gene Ppa). Gene Ontology annotation, cellular component: SCF ubiquitin ligase complex. Gene Ontology annotation, biological process: SCF-dependent proteasomal ubiquitin-dependent protein catabolic process. The transcript has a single exon. Gene Ontology annotation, molecular function: protein binding. The record is from RefSeq and is a predicted model, not a curated record. Bases 536 to 1939 code for a protein of 467 amino acids. Lineage: Eukaryota; Metazoa; Arthropoda; Insecta; Hemiptera; Aphididae.